Messenger RNA from Syngnathoides biaculeatus (alligator pipefish), 4833 nucleotides. RefSeq names its product neurexophilin and PC-esterase domain family, member 3 (gene nxpe3). The record is from RefSeq and is a predicted model, not a curated record. The transcript has 6 exons. The coding region runs from base 839 to 2527 and encodes 562 amino acids. Lineage: Eukaryota; Metazoa; Chordata; Actinopteri; Syngnathiformes; Syngnathidae.
GUACACCCUAAACUGGUUGCCGGCCACUCGCAGGGCACAUGGAGACAAACAGUGGCACUCACAAUCACACCUACGGGCAAUUUAGAGUGUCCAAUUAAUGUUGCACGUUUUUGGCAUGUGGGAGGAAACCGGACUGCCCGGAGAAAACCCUCGCAAUCACACCUAGGGUCAAUUUACUUCCAUCAACCCCUGUCGAUGUCACACCCCCAAGAGCCAUACACCACAUCGUCAUCGGUCGAUCGGUGCGCUAACUUUCAUAUUCAGGUGGGGAGCGUUGGAGGACGCUUUUUUCCUCCACGUGUUUGUUUCAUUUCGGGUUGUGAGAAUCUCUGUCACCCAAAUACAGCUUGGAGAUGAUGAACGGUUUAUUCGAAGCUUUAAGUUCCAGAAUAUUCCGGGCAACGGCUGUAACGCAACUUUUAUCUUGUCUUUAAUGUCGGACCACGGACGGUAUCUAAUCUAUUGCGCAACAUCGGGUCCUUCUACUGGACAAAGAGUUUCUGUCUCAACCGGUUCCAGCUGGAAAUGCAUUACUGCAAGGUUUCCGGUUUACAGUCCAGCAGGGUUAGCUCACGGGUCUAACGUGCCGAGGCGCGCGAGAACGUUCGAGGACACAUCUGGCCAUGGAAGAGACCCCCACUGAGGACGUGAGGGGAACGAUGCAGUCAUGACUAAAUAUGGGCAGGAGACACCAAUAGCACGCGGACCUCCGAUUUGAAUUUUGUUUUUGAUUGAGUCUGAUUGUGUAUUUUUCAACCGAUACAGCAGAUUCUUCGACUUGGCCUUAACAGGCGCAUCUCUGCAAUGACGGCGGCUACUCAAAGGGAUUAAAGCGAACAUGAAGCCCGGAAAUGUUUUGAAACACGGCCUCAUCGUCCUCUCCCUGUUUGGGCUCCUCUUCCUGCUGCACAAUAUCACCAAUAAGGAGAACUGGAAGUACAAACUCCAGGACCCGGUCCAGUCCGUCACCUGCACGAGGUUCCCGACGUGUCACCGCAAUCGCACCUUCUGUUCGCAUCUGGGUCAGCCGGCGUCACCGGAAGAGGAGCUGGAGGAGCGGGACAUUUUGGACUCCAUCGCCUGGCCUCAGCCACCGCCUCGGGCGGCGUCGCCCGCGCUGUGUCAGACGAGUGACCCGGCCCGCAGCCUGUUUACGGUCGUCUCCCCAAUAAAAGGACGACGUUGGUACGUGGGCGACCAGCUGGAAGUGCUGGUCCACCUGCACGACUUCGACGGCCGACCCAAGCGCUACGGCGGCGACUUCCUGUUGGCCCGGUUGCACUCCCCGGAAUACCAGGCGGGCGUGGCCGGGCAAGUGCUGGACCACGAGAACGGACUUUACUCCGCCCGUUUCCCGCUGCUGUGGGAGGGCUCGGCCCGGGUCGAGGUCACGAUGGUGCACUCGAGCGAGGCCGUCGCCGUGCUGCGCCGGCUGAGGGAGAAGCGGCCCGAUCGGGUCUACUUCGUCAGCCUCUUUCGUCUUGGCCUUCGUUCUGAGACGACUGUGUGCAACAUGUGCCUGCCGCAAGACCAGGGACCGCUGUGCAACUACACGGACCCUUACUCCGGUGAGCCCUGGUACUGCUACAAGCCCAAAGCGCUCAGCUGCGACGCCAGGAUCAACCACGCCAAGGGAGGCUACCUCAAAAACCUCAUCACCAAUAAGGAAGCUUUGCUAUUUCAGAGCGACGUGAACGUCAAAGUUCCCAUCCACGCUUCUGCGACGGACACCAUCAACGUGUUGCCCUCCAGAAAAGAAAGCGGCGGUCCAAAAACGGAUCUCGUCAAGAUGGCGACGUCCGGGUACUACUACCGGGACUCGUGGAGGCCGUUGGGUGGCAUUCCCAUGCGGCGGUUUGACGGCGCGGCCGCCAUCUCGAAAUGUUUAACCAACAAGGCGGUCUACAUGUACGGCGACUCCACCGUGCGCCAGUGGUUCGAGUAUCUCCUCAGCGUACUUCCAGACAUGAAGGAAUUCGACCUGCGCAGUCCCAAAAUGGUGGGGCCCUUAAUGGCGGUGGACAGCACCCGCAACAUUCUGCUGAAGUACCGCUGCCACGGGCCACCCAUCCGCUUCUCCACCGUCACGGCCAGCGAGUUGCGCUACAUCGCCAACGAGCUGGACAGCCUGACCGGCGGUCCCAACACGGUGGUGGCGCUCAGCAUCUGGUCUCACUUCAGCACCUUCCCCGUGGAGGUCUACGUACGCCGGCUGCGGCACAUCCGCAGGGCGGUGGCGCGUCUCCUGGAGCGGGCGCCGGGGACGGCGGUGGCGGUGCGCACGGCCAACCCCCAGGACCUGAAAGGCGACGUCAGCCUGUACAACAGCGACUGGUUCUCGCUGCAGCUGGACGCGGCGCUGCGAGCCGUGUUCAAGGGCCUGGACGUCGUUCUGGUGGACGCCUGGCAGAUGUGCGUGGCGCACCGCCUUCCUCACCACCUGCACCCUCCUACGGCCAUCGUCAAGAGCAUGGUGGACAUGAUGUUGUCCCACGUCUGCCGUGAGGGAACCGGGAACAUUGGGUGAUUUUUCAUAAAUCGGACCUGGUUGAACGUCCGGAAGAGUGCCAAGGCCUCACAGGUUAGGCAUGAAUGGGUUGUAUUAUUUAAAAAAAAAAAAGAAAAAAAAUGCGUAUUUUUUUUAUUGCAUAAAAUGGCGAAGAAUGUAUUGGUAUGAUAUUAUCCUCUUAAUAGUAAUAAUAAUACAUAAUUUUGCACAAUCAAUUGCAACUUAAUGAGGAUAAAAUAUUCCGGUAUUAUGAAAAUGGACAGUAUUAGCCUAUUUAAAGACAACUUUAGUCUCAGUAGCAGUGUUUUCAUUUUAGUUUGGGAUUGGUACACGGUACACCCAGCAAGCUCCUGUUCAAACUUGCUGCAUAGCUGGUUAAAACAUGACAGCAAAAUAUAGCACAUUAAAAAAAAAUAAUAACUGACUGCUAGUUUGCUAACAUGCGGACAAAGAGAAUGACAACUUGCCAAGUUUUCCUUUGCCAUUUUUUUGAGGUCUGCCUCAUCUCAGCACUCAAAAUUCUACAACUUGUUGUGCUGCAAAAUUUGAAUUUAUUGGACCUUUCCGACUUGCGACCUUGACCCCCCCCAGCCAUGUCCAACAAGCUUCCAAAAUGGCGACUGAACACAACAGGUUUGAAGUGGAUUCUCUAACACGUAUUCCAGUUAAUAUUGCGGUAUGUUUUUUUUUGGGCAAAUGCAUCCAAUGUCCAAGACAGUUCUACAGAGAGGUCUCAACUAUUUCACGCAAGGAUACGUACACGAAAUUAUGAUUGUGGACGGAGCGGGGCGCAAUGUCAGAGUUACAGCGAAAUGUCGGCGAUCGUUGCAAAAAACAUUUGACGGCUCACAAACUUCAUAUUGAAAUCCAACAGGAUAAAAUAGUGGAAUCGUAGUGCGCAUGUAAAGCAGGGAGAGUCCUUUUUACUCGGCUUUACUUGACUUGGCUCGUAAUCGAACCCAGUGCUCUGUCUUUAAAGUCCGAUGCGAUACAAAUAGGCAAAUGGACAUUUCUCUUGCAUGACAUUGCGCAUUUACGCGUCACUCACCCGACUCUUCGGCAUAAAACGUGACACACUUCAUUCAGCAGGUCAGUGAUGCACUAACAAAGUGAAAGUUGUUCUCCUGCAAUGUAUAAAGCACUGAUAAUAAUUCAAUCAAACUCAGAGAAGAUACUUCUCCAUCGCUUACCAUAUUGUCCACAUUUAGUUGUACGUGCGCUCUUCCGCGAGCCUUAAUCCACCGUAGACGCUUCGUCAACUGUGUUUUCGGCUUUGGAAAAUGAAUCAAGCGGGCAGGAUAUCUGUGAGGACCAUUUCCUUCGUAACAUUAACAUUUCCAAGCGCACACUACUGUCAACCAACAUUGCUUGUGGGACAAUACGGCGAGAGGGGCGUGUCAGGCCAGGGGUGAAGACAAUGCGGCUAUCUGAUUGGCUAUUAUUGUACGAGUGAUUGACAGGUCGGAAAGGUCCAUUAGCACGUGGAGCUUGUGUGCGAUGUCAAGACUUGAGCUCAUUCUUCACCGCGUGUUGCCUUGUUCUCCACGAAGUGCGCACCGCUCGCUGCACGACGCCGUGUAUUUUCCCUGCUUCUUGCCUUGGCGGAGAUUUGAAUUUUACAUUUGUUUGUAUUUUAUUUGUCACAGGCCAUUUUUUUUUCUACAGAUGCACUGAACCUGAUUUAUUGCAGGGAAUAUGAUAUGAUGAAUAUCUGCACAACUGAGUGAAAAUAAAGAUUUCAGAGAAACUACUUCCACCAAUUAUAGUCCCUGCAUAACUUGUAGUCAUGAAAAUCAUCCAUCCAUCCAUUUUCUUCGCCACUUAUCCUCACAAGGGUUGCGGGAAUGCUGGAGCCUAUCCCAGCUGUCAACAGGGGCAGGAGGCGGGGGACACCCUGAACUGGUCGCCAGCCAAUCGCAGGGCAUAUGGAGACGGUCACUCACAAUCACACCUAGGGGCAAUUUAGAGUGUCCAAUUAAUGUUGCGUGUUUUUGAAAUGCGGGAGGAAACCGGAGUACCUGGAGAAAACCCACACAGGCACGGGGGAGAACAUGCAAACUCCACACACGCGGGUCCGGGAUCGAACCAGGGACCUCAGAACUGUGAGCCCAACGCCUUCCAUCUGAACCCUGAUGAAAAGAGAUAUUUUAUUGUUUGAUGGCUACAUUAAUUGCAAAAACUCAAGCGUUGGCGAAAUCUACAGUAUUACUGAUUGUAUUAUAGCCAAUUUUCCAAUUAUUAACCAUAAAUUGAUGUUUACUUUGUAUGUUUUCUUUUGUAAUACCUUAACGUGAAUUAUUUUUUUUUUUUUAAAGACCUCUGCA